Molecule: messenger RNA, 1233 nt
Organism: Cavenderia fasciculata
Lineage: Eukaryota; Evosea; Eumycetozoa; Acytosteliales; Cavenderiaceae
Exons: 4
Coding region: 1-1233 (410 amino acids)
Source: RefSeq, a predicted model, not a curated record
AUGCAAUCAAAGAUAGAACUAUUAAAGUUACACAACACAGUCAAUCACAGUAACACCAAAGAUUUUAAAGAUUUUCAACAAGAAUGUCCACUAUGUGCAGUUCAACUCGAUGAUAAAGAUCUACUUAAACAACACAUCUCUUAUUGUUCAAUAUCUUAUAUCAUUCAUAUUGGUGCUAAUCUCGAUCAAUUAUCGAGAGAUGUCAGACAAUAUCACCACCACCACCACCACCACCCAUUAAUUACGAAGAACGUAUAUCCAUCUGUUAUCUUUGUAAAAACUAAAACUAUACUAUUACCUCCAAAAGAAAAAACUGGUCUAAAAGAAACUAUCUUUAUUUAUUUAGACAACGAUGAAGAGAGCAACGUAAUCAAAUUUAAAGAAGAAGUUGACAUUGCCAGACAAAAGAUCAAAACAAAUACAAUCAAAUCACUAAAUCUCACUAUUUGUUAUAACAAUGAAUCUGUUUUGGAAAUAGUAAAGAAUGAAACCAAAAAGGUGUAUGAAGAUAUCAAACAAAGCACAUCAAUUGUUAAAUAUAGAAUCUAUGGACAGAUUCCACAUAAUCUAUUUGUUGAAAGACCAAAUGCAGUCUAUUGGCUUUCUGAUUUACCAAACAAUACCAAACCACUUGUCAUUCUUCCAUCGAUGGUUGAUCAUAUCGAAGAGUAUGAAUUGCGAGCUCGACUUUAUGGAAAUGGAAAAGAGAUUUUACAAUCAUGUAAUGCUUUAAAAGGAUCAUUAAAAUUGAAAACAAUCAAAGUGGGUGAAUUCAAUGCAAGAGCAAUCAAUUCCGAAGCAAUUUGUGGUUUGAUAUCUAGUUGUCCCAACAUCGAUAAACUGAUUAUCACAUCCACUGGAUAUGAUGAAAUAUCAAAACAAAUGGUGCAAUGUAUUGCUGAUGUUUUGAAAAAGAACAAAAUAAAACAUCUACAUUUACUCAUCAGCGGUGAUCACCCAAGAUAUCAACCAAUUUGGGAUGCAUUGGAAACAAAUAAUUCAUUGGUAAAACUAAAACUUUUUUUCGAUGAACAGGAACCACACCCAAUACUCGAAUGCGCAUACAAUUCACUAAUGAAAUAUCUUCAUCCAUCGAAUAUCAAACAACUUUCUUUUGGUAUCAAAUUAAGCGAAUUUCCCGAAAAGCUCCAAUCCCUCCAAUCUUUUGGAUACGCAAACCUACUCUUGGUAAAUGGUAAUGAUCGUUAUCAAGUCAAAAAUGCUGAUAAAUAA